AUGGAACCAUGGAAUGAUACACGACUUUCAGAAUUUCUUCUUCUGGGAUUUUCGGAGGAACCAGAACUGCAGCCCCUCAUCUUUGGGCUCUUCCUUUCCAUGUAUUUGAUCACUGUGUUUGGAAACCUGCUUAUCAUCCUGGCCGUCAGCUCAGACUCCCACCUCCACACGCCCAUGUACUUCUUCCUCUCCAACCUGUCCUUGGUGGACAUCUGUUUCACCUCUACCACCGUCCCAAAGAUGCUGGUGAACAUCCAGACACAGAGCAGAGUCAUAACCUAUAAAGGCUGCAUGACCCAGAUUUAUUUUUUCCUACUCUUUGGAGUAUUGGAUGACUUCCUCCUGACCGUGAUGGCCUAUGACCGCUAUAUGGCCAUCUGUCACCCCCUACACUACACAGUCAUUAUGAACCCCUGGCUCUGUAUACUGCUAGUUCUGGUGUCCUGGAUAACAAGUGCCCUGUAUUCCUUGUUACAAAGCUUAAUGGCUUUGCAGAUGUCUUUCUGUACAGACUUGGAAAUCCCCCACUUUUUUUGUGAACUCAAACAGGUAGUCCAACUUGCCUGUUCUGAAAAGUCUCUUAAUAGCAUCAUGGUGUAUUCUGGAGUUGGGCUACUGGGUGUUGGUCCCCUCACUGGAAUCCUUUACUCUUACUCGAAGAUUAUUUCCUCAAUACAUGGAAUUCCAUCAACUCAGGGGAAGUAUAAAGCAUUUUCUACCUGUGCGUCUCACCUCUCAAUUGUCUCCUUAUUUUAUUGUACAGGUCUAGGAGUGUACUUUAUCUCUGCUGCUACUCACAGCUCACAGGCAAGUGCAGUAGCCUCAGUGAUGUACACCGUGGUCACACCCAUGCUGAACCCUUUCAUCUACAGUAUGAGGAACAAAGACAUAAAGAGGGCUCUGAAAAGAUUCUUUGAGAUGCCAGGAAUAAGAAUAACAGGAUAA
Molecule: messenger RNA, 945 nt
Organism: Pteropus alecto (black flying fox)
Lineage: Eukaryota; Metazoa; Chordata; Mammalia; Chiroptera; Pteropodidae
Product: olfactory receptor 7A17-like
Exons: 1
Coding region: 1-945 (314 amino acids)
Biological process (GO): G protein-coupled receptor signaling pathway
Cellular component (GO): membrane
Molecular function (GO): olfactory receptor activity; G protein-coupled receptor activity
Source: RefSeq, a predicted model, not a curated record